GCUGAUGGACUCCACCACAGCCACGGCAGAACUAGGGUGGAUGGUGCACCCACCAUCUGGGUGGGAAGAAGUGAGCGGCUACGACGAGAACAUGAACACGAUCCGGACUUACCAGGUAUGCAACGUCUUUGAAUCUAGCCAGAACAACUGGCUGAGGACCAAGUAUAUCCGGAGGAGAGGGGCCCACCGCAUCCACGUGGAGAUGAAGUUCUCCGUACGGGACUGUAGCAGCAUCCCCAACGUCCCCGGCUCCUGUAAGGAGACCUUUAACCUCUACUACUAUGAAUCUGACUUUGACUCUGCUACGAAGACCUUCCCGACCUGGAUGGAAAACCCUUGGGUGAAAGUGGACACCAUUGCGGCAGACGAGAGCUUCUCUCAGGUGGACCUCGGGGGCCGGGUGAUGAAAAUUAACACCGAGGUGCGUAGCUUUGGGCCCGUCUCCAAAAAUGGCUUUUACCUGGCCUUCCAGGACUAUGGAGGCUGCAUGUCCUUGAUUGCUGUCCGUGUCUUCUACCGCAAAUGCCCACGGGUGAUCCAGAAUGGAGCCGUUUUCCAGGAGACGCUCUCUGGAGCCGAGAGCACUUCUCUGGUGGCUGCGCGGGGCACUUGCAUCCCCAAUGCCGAAGAGGUGGAUGUACCCAUCAAGUUGUACUGCAAUGGCGACGGGGAGUGGUUGGUGCCCAUUGGGCGCUGCAUGUGUAAAGCUGGCUACGAGUCGGUGGAGAACGGGACCGUCUGCAGAGGCUGCCCCUCUGGGACGUUCAAAGCCAAUCAGGGGGAUGAGGGUUGCGUUCACUGCCCCAUCAACAGCCGGACGACGUCAGAAGGCGCCACCAACUGCGUCUGCCGCAACAGCUACUAUCGGGCAGAUUCCGAUCCACUGGACAUGCCCUGCACCACCAUCCCAUCAGCCCCGCAGGCGGUCAUCUCUAGCGUGAACGAGACUUCGCUGAUGCUGGAAUGGGGCCCGCCCCGGGACUCGGGGGGGCGUGAGGAUUUGGUCUAUAACAUCAUCUGCAAGAGCUGCGGCUCGGGUCGGGGGGCCUGCACCCGCUGCGGGGACAACGUGCAAUUCACGCCGCGCCAGCUGGGCCUGACGGAACCCCGCGUCUACAUCAGCGACCUGCUGGCCCACACCCAGUACACCUUUGAGAUCCAGGCGGUGAACGGUGUCACCGACCAAAGCCCCUUCUCGCCGCAGUUUGCUUCAGUCAACAUCACUACCAACCAGGCUGCCCCUUCAGCUGUGUCCAUCAUGCACCAGGUGAGCCGGACCGUGGACAGCAUCACCCUCUCGUGGUCGCAGCCGGACCAGCCCAACGGAGUCAUCCUGGACUACGAGCUUCAGUACUAUGAGAAGGACCUGAGCGAGUUCAACGCCACAGCGGUUAAGAGCCCCACCAACACUGUCACAGUGCAGAACCUCAAAGCUGGCACCAUUUACGUCUUCCAGGUGCGGGCACGCACGGUGGCGGGCUACGGGCGCUACAGUGGCAAAAUGUACUUCCAGACCAUGACGGAAGCCGAAUAUCAAACCAGCAUCCAGGAGAAGCUCCCCCUAAUCAUUGGCUCCUCGGCCGCAGGGCUGGUUUUCCUCAUCGCCCUGGUCGUCAUCAUCCUGGUGUGCAACAGAAGACGAGGAUUUGAGCGCGCAGACUCCGAGUACACCGACAAGCUUCAGCACUACACAAGCGGCCACAUGACCCCCGGCAUGAAGAUCUACAUUGACCCCUUCACCUACGAGGACCCCAACGAAGCUGUCCGAGAGUUUGCGAAGGAAAUCGACAUCUCGUGCGUCAAAAUCGAGCAGGUGAUUGGUGCAGGGGAAUUCGGCGAGGUGUGCAGUGGCCACUUGAAGUUGCCCGGCAAGAGGGAAAGCUUUGUGGCCAUCAAGACCCUGAAGUCUGGCUACACCGAGAAGCAGCGUCGGGAUUUCCUGAGUGAGGCCAGCAUCAUGGGACAGUUUGACCACCCCAACGUCAUCCACCUGGAGGGGGUGGUCACCAAGAGCACCCCAGUCAUGAUUGUGACGGAGUUCAUGGAGAAUGGCUCACUAGAUUCCUUCCUGCGGCAAAACGAUGGGCAGUUUACAGUGAUCCAGCUGGUGGGGAUGUUGCGGGGCAUCGCGGCUGGCAUGAAAUACCUGGCUGACAUGAACUACGUCCACCGCGACCUGGCAGCACGCAACAUCCUGGUCAACAGCAACCUCGUCUGCAAGGUCUCGGAUUUCGGCCUCUCCCGCUUCCUGGAAGACGACACCUCCGAUCCCACCUACACCAGCGCCUUGGGUGGGAAGAUCCCAAUUCGCUGGACAGCACCCGAAGCCAUCCAGUACCGGAAGUUCACUUCCGCCAGUGACGUCUGGAGCUACGGCAUUGUCAUGUGGGAGGUGAUGUCAUAUGGGGAACGGCCUUACUGGGACAUGACCAAUCAAGACGUAAUAAAUGCCAUCGAGCAAGAUUACCGGCUGCCACCUCCCAUGGACUGCCCGAGUGCCCUGCACCAGCUCAUGUUGGACUGCUGGCAGAAAGACCGCAACCACCGGCCCAAAUUCGGGCAGAUAGUCAACACCUUAGACAAGAUGAUCCGAAACCCAAACAGCCUGAAAGCCAUGGCACCCCUCUCCUCGGGGAUUAACCUCCCCUUACUGGACCGCACAAUUCCAGACUACUCAAGUUUCAAUACAGUGGAGGAGUGGCUUGACGCCAUCAAGAUGGGCCAAUACAAGGAGAGCUUUGCCAACACCGGCUUCACCAAUUUCGAUGUGGUCUCCCAAAUGACCAUGGAGGACAUUCUGAGAGUCGGGGUCACGUUAGCAGGGCACCAGAAGAAAAUUCUGAACAGUAUCCAGGUGAUGCGCGCACAGAUGAAUCAAAUCCAGUCCGUGGAGGUUUGA
Messenger RNA from Gekko japonicus, 2899 nucleotides. It is a transcript of the gene EPHB2, whose product is annotated as EPH receptor B2. Gene Ontology annotation, biological process: cell surface receptor protein tyrosine kinase signaling pathway; axon guidance; angiogenesis. NCBI's taxonomy places the organism in Eukaryota, Metazoa, Chordata, Lepidosauria, Squamata, Gekkonidae. Bases 5 to 2899 code for a protein of 964 amino acids. The transcript has 15 exons. Gene Ontology annotation, cellular component: plasma membrane; neuron projection. The record is from RefSeq and is a predicted model, not a curated record. Gene Ontology annotation, molecular function: ATP binding; transmembrane-ephrin receptor activity; protein binding.